Messenger RNA from Belonocnema kinseyi, 1297 nucleotides. It is a transcript of the gene Nrk, whose product is annotated as tyrosine-protein kinase transmembrane receptor Ror2-like. Gene Ontology annotation, cellular component: signaling receptor complex. The transcript is spliced from 4 exons. Lineage: Eukaryota; Metazoa; Arthropoda; Insecta; Hymenoptera; Cynipidae. The annotation marks the transcript as partial. Gene Ontology annotation, molecular function: ATP binding; transmembrane receptor protein tyrosine kinase activity. The record is from RefSeq and is a predicted model, not a curated record. Gene Ontology annotation, biological process: multicellular organism development; cell surface receptor protein tyrosine kinase signaling pathway; protein phosphorylation.
AUUUCUUCCAUUAAAAUACAUCUAUUGUUACUAAACUUGUUAAAAAUUAUACUAUGCGGCCGAUUUUAUCGAGAGCACCUUCUGAAAUAUAAAAAUGCAAUUGAUAAGGCAGACGUGAAUAUCGACCUGAACAAACUUCCCAGUAACGACGCAUAUCACAAGACCGGCGCGCAACUAAAUCCAAAAUUGGAAAAGCUCGAAUUCCCCAGAAACAAUAUCAUUUACGUCCGCGACUUGGGCCAAGGCGCCUUCGGCCGCGUUUUCCAAGCAAAAGCUCCCGGUUUAAUCCCCGGCGAAGAAUUCUCGAACGUCGCUGUAAAAAUGCUCAAAGACGAAGCCACUGACGAUCUCCUCGUCGAUUUCGAACGCGAGGCCUGUCUGCUCUCCGAAUUCGAUCAUCCCAAUAUCGUAAAAUUACUCGGCGUCUGUGCCCUGGGUCGACCAAUGUGUCUCAUUUUCGAAUACAUGGGUCGCGGCGACCUCAACAUAUUUCUCCGCUCUUCUUCCCCCGGAAACUACAUUGUCCGCAAUUUCGAGAACGAUGGCUCCUUCACCGAUUCUCAUGUGACGCACAUGGAUCUGAUCAAUAUUGGCACGCAAGUCGCCUCCGGGAUGGUUUAUUUGUCGGACCGGAAGUUCGUUCAUCGCGAUUUAGCGACGAGAAAUUGUCUGAUUGAUGAUCAGAUGGUGGUGAAGAUUGCGGAUUUUGGACUCUCGCAGAAGAUCUAUCUCCAGGAUUAUUACAAAGGCGAUGAUCAAGAUGCAAUUCCCGUGAGAUGGAUGCCUCUCGAGAGUAUUUUGUACAAUAAGUAUACAAUUGAGUCCGAUGUUUGGGCCUUUGCGGUCUGUCUCUGGGAAAUUUUCAGUUUUGCUCUUCAGCCUUAUUAUGGAAUGACGCACGAGGAGGUUGUCAAGUAUAUCAAGGAGGGGAAUGUGCUAAAGUGUCCGGACAAUACGCCGUCGGCGGUUUAUGAAUUGAUGAAACUGUGUUGGAGCAUGAGACCCAGUGAGCGGCCCACUUUCAGGAUGAUUCACGAGACCUUGGAAGGCAUCAAAAGCGAGAUGGAGGCUGAGCAGAAAUCGGAAAGGACACCUUUAAGGGUUAAUAAUUGAAUCAGAGGUUUGAGAUAAAAGGCUUUUGGUGGAGCAGGGUGGCCGCUGGGUUUGGAAAAACCUAGAAAUGAGGGAAAAAGUCGGGAAAUUUCGUUGGUGAGGGACUUUGGAAACAAAAAAUAGCAGAAGUCAAAGAAUUUAUGCAAUAAGCUGUUUAUGGUCAUUUUAAUUUAAAGGGAUUUUA